AAACAAACGGCUGGCCAGCAAGCACGAAGACGAUUCGUAAUCAUUCGAAGAAAAUUGAACUGAGUCUUCUACUCCUUUUGUUAUCUUCCGAUAGAUCAUCAAGUUGCAGGUACAGCUAAAUCAUGUCACGCUUCAGUGGCGCACUUCAACUCACAGAUUUGGAUGAUUUCAUUACACCGUCGCAGGAAUGCAUAAAACCAGUCGAAAUAAAAGCAAACAAAACAAAGACGGGAUCGAAAAUCACAAUUCAAGAUGAUGGAUCAUAUAUGCAGGCGACGAGCAGUGGAUUCCAGAAACUAGAAAAGGUUGAAAUAACCUUAGCAGAUUGUCUGGCAUGUUCUGGCUGUAUUACUUCAGCGGAAGGGGUGCUCGUGACGCAGCAAAGUCAGGAAGAGUUGCUGAAAGUAAUGAACGAAAAUAAUUUGGCGAAAUUAGAGAAUCGCCUGGAAGACGUCAAGUUUAUUGUCUUUACCAUUGCGCAACAACCCGUACUAUCGCUAGCUAAGCGAUAUAAUCUUCCACCUGAGGAAACGCUGAUGCACAUUGCAGGGUACUUCAGAAAGCUUGGUGCAGAUAUGAUCGUGGAUACCAAAAUAGCGGAUGAUUUGGCACUGAUAGAAAGCCGGAAUGAGUUCCUGGAGAGAUACAAUACCAACAGACAGACCUUACCGAUGCUUGCAUCAGCGUGUCCAGGCUGGGUUUGCUAUGCGGAGAAAACGCAUGGUAAUUUAAUCCUACCCUACAUAGCAAGCACGAGAUCGCCACAACAAAUUAUGGGCGUUCUCAUUAAAAAGUAUCUUGCCCGUAUGUUAGGUAUAAAUGGUAACCGCAUCUACCAUGUGACUGUCAUGCCAUGUUAUGACAAAAAACUAGAAGCAUCGCGGGAGGAUUUCUUCUCAGAAGUUGAUAAUAGUCGUGAUGUCGAUUGUGUAAUUACGUCGAUUGAAAUAGAACAAAUGUUGGGAAAUUCUGGUGUUCAGGCGUUACAAAUUAUCGAAAAGGAAGAUGUAGAUUGGCCUUGGCCUACAGCUCGACCUCCCGUUUUUGUGUGGGCUCACGAGAGUUCUGGGUCUGGUGGGUACAGUGAAUACAUCUUCAAGUAUGCUGCACGAAAACUAUUCAACAUCAAUAUCGACCAAGUGGAAUUUAAAAACCUGCGCAACAGUGAUCUGCGUGAGGCAGUUCUAGAGCAAAACGGGGAAGUAUUACUAAGAUUUGCAAUUGCGAAUGGGUUUCGGAAUAUUCAAAAUAUGGUACAAAAGAUGAAGCGCGGUAAAUGCAACUAUCAUUAUAUUGAAAUUAUGGCCUGUCCGUCGGGAUGUCUGAAUGGGGGUGCUCAAAUUCGCCCUUUUCAUGGAGAAACGCAGCGUGAGUUAACGGCUGAUCUGGAGAAGAUGUACAGAAUGCUUCCGCAGUCGAGUCCAGAAACCGAAACGGUUGAAAUGGUCUAUACCACCUUUCUGGACAACUCGGGUGACAAUAACAAAAGGAAGGAGUUUCUUCACACUAGCUAUCAUCAUAUAGAGAAGCUAAACACGGCGCUAAACAUAAAAUGGUGAAUGUGAAUGAUUGAGGUAUCAUCAGGAGGAGGUAUUAUUUAAUCUGCAUAAACGUUAAGUUUGAGAAGAAGUGUUAUCGACAAUUUUUGACAGAAUAUUCGAAGAUUCCAUUUGGCUUCAAAUUUCAAAGGUGAUCAAAAAAACUGAUACUGAUAGUACGGUUAUGGCGUUAAAGUUGAAUAAAAUCAAUAUGCUUAAAGCUUA
Wyeomyia smithii (pitcher-plant mosquito) is the source of this 1763-nucleotide messenger RNA. RefSeq names its product probable cytosolic Fe-S cluster assembly factor CPIJ010948. The transcript has 6 exons. The coding region runs from base 123 to 1559 and encodes 478 amino acids. Lineage: Eukaryota; Metazoa; Arthropoda; Insecta; Diptera; Culicidae. Gene Ontology annotation, biological process: iron-sulfur cluster assembly. The record is from RefSeq and is a predicted model, not a curated record. Gene Ontology annotation, cellular component: cytosolic [4Fe-4S] assembly targeting complex. Gene Ontology annotation, molecular function: 4 iron, 4 sulfur cluster binding.